Porites lobata is the source of this 5703-nucleotide messenger RNA. The record is from the annotation of a GenBank genome assembly. Lineage: Eukaryota; Metazoa; Cnidaria; Anthozoa; Scleractinia; Poritidae.
AUGGCGACUGCAGCAUCUUCACCCCUGGCCAGCUCUCCAGCGAAGACAAAUGGAAACAAGCUGAGCAGGCUUCUCAUCGAUGGCGGAACAAAGGUGCUGAGAAAUAUUUUCGAUCACUAUCACCCACCUGUCAUGUUGGCUUCUGACCUCAAUUUCAAUUACUCCAUUCUUAACAACCUUUUGCGUAAAAGAGUGCUAAAUGGCCAUCAGUGGGACAAACUCUUCCCCUCUGGUGGAGGAGUGCCAGACUCCAACACGUUUGACAUCACUCUUCUGUUCCUGCUGCUAACUACCAUCUGCGGCUUAUCCCCUCCCCUGACAGGAUGGCACACCAAGCCGCCCCCUGGUGAUAACACUCUUGAGGCUAACCUUGCUCGCGUUAAGUUCUUCCGGAAUGAGUUGUAUGGUCACGUGACGUCCACAGGGGUUGAUGCGACAUCUUUCUCCUCCUUCUGGCAUGAAAUAAGCAUUACUCUUCAUUCGCUGGGUUUAGAUCAAGCUGAUAUUGACAGACUGAAGGCAGAGCAUGGAGCAGAGGAAGAUUACCUUGAUGCCUUAAUUGAGUGGGCUGACAGUGAAGAGGACAUAAAAACGCAGCUGAAAGACAUCCACCAGACGCAAUUAAAACUCAGCAAAACAGUUGAAGAUGGCAAUUUAAACAUGGAACAGCUACGUCAAGCCCUAAGCAAAACUCAGGAUGUUGUAGAUGAAGCAGUGGAGAUAGAACUCAAAGGACAUCAAGAAUUGAGGGCAGCACACCAGGAAAGCAUGUCACGUUUAGAGGGAGUGUGUGAGUCCCAAAUUAAAACCAGCCAAGCUGUGGACGAAAUUCGUGAAUCAAUCCAAGAAGUAAAACAGGAAGUAAAAGGCUUGACGAAAACGAAAAGCGAGCACGCAGAUGAGGUGCUUAGGACCCUUGUGAAGUUUGAAUUCAAAGGAGACAUAGAGUUUCAUGCAAGCAAAUUCCAGGAAGGAACUCGUGAGUGGAUCUUCAAAAGCAUCGAAGACUGGUUAGACGACCGGAGCUCGCCACAUCGGGCGAUGGUAAUCAGUGGAAAUCCAGGGAUGGGAAAGACUGUUAUCUCCGCUGUUGUUUCGCAAAGAAUUAAAAAGGCUGGAAGACUCUCGGGAAUCCACUUUUGUCAGCAUGACGAUUCACGGUACCGAGAUCCACGUUUAAUGCUCCAGUCUUUAGCCUGUCACUUGUGUCAAGCGAUGCCAAGUUACAAAGAUGCUCUAGUGGAACAGCUGUCAAGAAAUCUGGGUAAAGACCUCAACAACAUGGGUGUUAAAGAGCUGUUUGCGUUGUUGUUCAAAGAGCCUCUAAGCAAAGUACAAGAUCCUGGAAGAAACAUCCUAAUAGUCAUAGAUGGCCUCGAUGAAAGCGAGUACAAAGGACGCAAUGAGCUUGUACAUGUAAUCAGUAACCACUUUUCUAUGCUUCCAGUCUGGAUUAGAAUACUCAUUACAACUCGUCCAGAGAAGAACGUUACAGAGGCCUUGCGACAUUUGAAACCAAUAGAGCUUGAACAAAAACAAGAAGAAAACUUAAAGGACAUUCAAACCUUGUUUGAAACACAACUCAGCCUCAAAAUUGGUGAGGAGCAUAAACAUGUUCUCUUGAAAGAGCUGGUCAAGAAAUCAGAAGGCCUGUUUAUUUACGCUUACUUUAUAGUGGAUUUUAUCCAAAAGAAUGUUUCAAUUCUCAGCCCUGAUCAGCUGGAAAGUGUGUUACCUUCAGAUAUUUCAUCUGUUUACCUGUCCUAUUUUACACGGUUAGAGGAUGAACUUUGCAAAGAGCUUAAUGCAGAUGAGGAACAUUUUUUGAGUUUCCUGUGUGCAUUGACCGCUGCAAGGGAACCAUUACCAGUAGAAUUCAUUGCCAAAAUUCUAAACCCAGGAGGAAAAUCUUUGACUGCGCAACGAAAAGUUAACAAAGCGAUAUCUUGCAUCUCUACACUGUUACCAGUUCGGGAGGGUCGCCUUCACUUUUUUCACAAGUCAAUCAAGGACUGGCUAGUAGCAUCAUCGCCCUAUGAACAACAUGAUUUCACCGUGGAUGAGAAAGAAGGUCAUAUUGUUCUUUCUGAUCUCUGCGCCUCUGAAAUCGAUAGCUUACAGCGAAAAGGGGUUCAUGGCAAACAAUUUUCGAAUACUGAAAUGUAUGCUUUGCAUCAUGGUACUCAGCACAUGCUUGAGGUCACCGAUCUUGACUGCGUGGACAAAACAAGAACCAGUAGUGUCACAGCAGAACAGGUGUUUCGAUACGCGACAGACGUCGAAGUUCUUUAUGCAAAACUUUGUGUUAAGAGCACAUCAGCCAUAGAAGAUCUUCUCAGUCUCCACAGUAAGAAUUGCAGUUUACUAAGCGAGGAAAGUGAUUUUGUUGUGAUUUCUCUCCUCAGUCUUCUAAGAAAACACUCUUACAUCUUGUUUGAUUACCCUCACCUAUUUUUCCAGUGUUUGAUUAACGAAGGUACCCCUGAAUUGUCGUCUACAGCAGCAGGUACUGUUGAGUCAUUAACUCCCAAAAUGCCAUGCAUGAAGUACUUAGACAAUGACAACCAAAAGGGAGCAGUCCAGGCAAGAUUUGAGUGUUCAGAUAAAAUCGCAUGUUUUGAUGUUUCACCUGAAAUGGACUACAUGGUAUGCGAGUGUCGAGAUGAAACAAUCCAUUUGUUUUCUCUGAAGUUUGGUACCAAAGUAUGGGUUCAACCAUCAUCUACACAGAGAAAGUAUUGGCCUAGAGAAUUAAGUGGGAAUGGUGCAUAUCGGCAAAUUGGGCAUUCCCUGUCAUUCUACCAUUCUGUCAUCUUUCAUCCAAAUGGAAAGUCGGUACUACCAGGAACUCUUCGAUAUGUUUACACAAUAAGUGGAGACAGAGAAGACCUUUAUCCGGACAGCGACUGUUCAUUCUCAAAUUGCGUUGUACGUUCUCUUUCUGACACUAAGAACAUAAUUUUCACAACUUGCUAUACAGAGCCAAAGCGAAUAAACAUUUGGGAUUUGGAAAAUGGCCAAUUAAUCAAUCAAUUAAUCGAGUGCAAUGCAGAAAUUACUUCCUUUGCCAUUUCUGAAGAUGGGUCACUUAUUGCUAUUUCUGACAUUACUAAUACAAUUACUGUUUUUGACGUAGACAACCAGUCUGGCUUGAAAUUACCACUCGGUAAAGAUGAUUAUCAAUCGGUAUGUGGAUUGAUGCAAUUCACAUCCGACAAUAACACUCUGGUUUGCUGCUUUCUAUAUUGGCAAUGUGAUGAAGCCGGUUGCCUGUUAGAAGAAGAAAGAAAACCAAGAUUUACCUUCAUUACGCCGGUAAAUAACAUUUCGUUACCUGAUCCUCAUUUUGAGACUCUGGAAUUUCGAACCUUUCUCUUGUGGCCAUUUGUUCCACCAAACACUUUGACUCAAUCCACUUUCAUGGGGCAGAAUGAAGGACCUUCCUGGGUAUCGAAGGUGCAGAGAGAGAUUCCACAUUUGUUCUCAGGUUCCUACAUCAGUCUUAGCGAUGAAAACAUUUUGGUUGGUAGCCCAGAUCACAAAUACGUCACGAUGUUAAACGUUGGUCAGCUGCAGAGGGAGUCCGACUCGACUUACACUUCCAACGUUAACAUGGGUGUCAGGAAGAUUAUAUUUUCUAUGGAAGGCGAUGCAAUAUACGCCAUGAGCUCGCGCGAGCGUUUCGUAAGUUCAAAUGGGGUUCUAACGAUUACUGUAUGGAAAAUGUCAAGUCGCGAAUUCCUGAAGACAAAGCAAUUUUACGGCCCUGUGUCGAUCCUCCCGAAGAAGGAAGGUCUUGUAGUCUUUAAGAAAGAUCGUGUAGCAGAGUUGUGGAAUUUCGACCUGUCGGAGUGCAUUCGAACUAUUGUUAAACUUAGUAAUACUGAUAUUUUAUAUAAAGUAAGAAUUAUGCCAGUAUCAGAUGAACUGAUAGCCUUUUUUUAUCCUCUAAGUUCUUGCGAAUCAAUUUAUAUCAGAAGUUCACAACAAUCACCACAAAACGAAGAAUCUUCCGAAUCUAAAGAAGAAAACGAGGAAUAUUUGAACUUUCUAAAAUUGUUCAAUAUGCAUGCUUAUCGCAUUGACUUUAUAGACUUAACCAGUGUCGGAGGAAAGCUUGUUUCCUCGUUAAGCAUGGGAGUUGGCGCCAAAGAAUACGUAGACUAUGUCUCAUGCAGUAGUUGUUUGGGCGAAGUGUUGGUUUGCACUGUCGAAGAUAUAUCCAAGGGAUUACCUAUAGACAACGAGAAGCUCACUGUUAGCUUAAGAAAGAACGGAAUAAUUAAAUGGGAACGAAACACAGAAUACGUGUUCUCACCGUUCCAACAGCACAUGAUUUUCUCACCCAGGAAUGAGUUUGUUGUCACGUGGAACACUCUCGACAGGGGCCAAGGAAUACACGUUCUUCAGGCGGAAACUGGACAGACAUUACACGUCUUUCUUAGAGACCAGAAAGACAUUAUUGAAUGUAAAUUUUUAGAUGAUGAAUCUCUGGUAUGCUGCAGUGGGGAAAACUUCCUUCGAUUGUAUAAUGUCAGAACCGGAGACCUUCUAAGUGGUUUAGACAUUGGAGAGCAACCUUUCUGUCUGGGAGCAUGUUUGUACCAUCCUCUUAUUGCCAUUGGUUUGUCCGGCACAAGAAUAAAAUUCGUCCACGUACAGUUACCAACAGAGUCUAAAAAGAAGAAAUAAAGGUGAGCCUUUCUCUAGUCGGUCAAAAAUAGGCACAAGGCCAAUUUCGCGAGUUAAGUAACCUAACAGUACCUAGACCCUACGAGUUCUCUCUAUUUUUUCAGUCCGUAGAGCGAAAGGCUCGAGACACGAAAAUAACCACGCACGCGACUGAAUGUGCAGGCUCUCUCUCUCGCGUGUACUUUUUUCACGAAAAAAUUAAUUUGAAGAAAAUAGAAGAUUAUUUGCAGCCAAAACCAGGAGGCAAAAUUAAUUAUGGCUCCUGGUCUAAAACAGUGCCCACACCUCAACACGAUAAGUAGAUAUACGUCUAGAGUGAAUCGUAUUCUUACAAAUUUGCGCACGAAAGUUCAUAAAUCGUAUUCCGCGGUUCUGGGGAACAAAUACCGAUGUUUCAAAGGGAACGUAUAAUACCGUUCCAGUUUGACUGCUCAUGAAAAAGACCACCGCCAAAAGGAUAGAGCCGACCAUAAAGUUAAGUGAAUGUACCAAAAACGAUUUUGAAAGAUUUAUACAGUAGGACACAGAUGACAGUGAAGCAGAGAGAGAAUAUGAAAAAAUGUAAGAAAAAGAACCAUGUUUGAAUUACCUAAAAUCAUCGCCAUCAAGUCCAUAACUUACAGCAACUUUAAGAAUUAUUUUAUUUCGUAACGUGACAUAACAUUAAAUUUCGCAACUUUAAGUUUUCUUGCACUCCAGUUUUCGCUGCUAGUAGAUUUCAGGAUUGUUUUGAGUUUGCGAAUAACGCGAACUUUAGAUUUGAUAGCCUCCACCUUACUUAUUUAAAUAACGCAAGUGAAUUUCUGUUUUCAGUUGCAGUUUUAACGCAAGUAAAAUGAGCAACUUCUGAUGACCUGACACUAGCCGAGCACAAAGAGCUGGAUUCUGGAUGAAAAGAAAUAAUUGCAAAAGUCGGGAUUUAAAUUUAUUUGAAGAGCCCUGGAUGCAAGCUGCUAUAAAGAGACAUGUAUAUUAUGAACUUUGAAAUUUCGCACAUUAACAGAGUAGCGG